AAAAAAGGGGGGUUGUAGUACUUGUACUUAGUAGUAUUUUUGAUUGGUUUAAAAAUACAUAUUUUAGGUACUUUAACAUUUGUUGCAGUUACAUUUUGGGCACCAGAUACAGGGAUUCACUAAGGAUUUAAUCAAUUCAGCGUACAAAUAACAGAUAUGGACCAAGAUGGAUCCAACUUAAAAGCAAGAUGAGUCGCAAGUAGUUUAUAGUUUCUCACUUUGUAAGACAGGAAUAGCCAGUGCAUGAUGGAUGUCAUUAUUAAGCAAGAACCUUGUUCAUUGGAGGAGGACGACACUCAAAAUUAUGCCUGGACUGCCGGACAAGUGUCCACCCUGUCUAAACAGGUAAAACAAGAAAGUGAAAGUACACUUGUCACAGCAGAGCCAAGUCAUGCUGAUACACUUACAGCAUUUUCAUACAAGGCUCAGCACAAGAAGUCGGUGAAUGCAUUGAAUAGAAGCCAGCCCAAUAUUUUAUGCAGGAAAAAACCAAUCGUAGGCAAGUUGCCCAUUCCCCGCCUUAACAUUCAGUACACAGUCAUCUCAAAACGCAAACGGAAACGUGGUAAAUAUAAAAUCAAGAGUAGACCUCUAAUAGUACCAUCAAUUGAAAGUGACCCGUUGCAUGGAAAUUUCAACUUAUUGCCCAAGACAAAAAUUGCCUUAUCUGCCUUAUGCCAGAAGAUGGGUAGUAAAGACAAACCAAUCGCUUCUGCAACAAUAUUUUCAAACAACCAACAGCAAAACACUGCUCAUACUAAUCUUAUUCCACAAAUACCUGUUGGCACGGCAACAAUAUUCUGUGCAAAUCAGCAGCAGAAUUUGCUUCAGCAGAAUACUCUGCUGAACAACACAGUUCAGGACAACACGAAUCGGCAGCAACAUAUAGGCUCACCGAUAAUUGUGCCAACAAAUCAGCUGCAGAAUUUAACUCAGCAGAAUUCUGCACUGAUGAGGAAUGUCAAUGAAGAAAACACGAAUCGGCAACACCAGAGGGGAACACCAGUAAUAGUAUCAUCAGAUCAACAGCAGCAUUUAUCUCAGCAGAAAAACAUUAUAUUCCAGAAUGCAAGCCAGCAAAUCCAGACAUCGCCAUUUCUGUCUUCCAACAACAUUUUUACAGCAGGAACAGGAUUAGCAUUGCAGCCGAUGGUCUUGCCUACAGUCAUUCAGCAGCCAAUUUCUAAUAUUUCUGGUUUCAUUAUUCCUACAGGUACAACAUACUUGCCCACGUCCACUCUGUUAACCGCUUCAUCAAACUCACAGGUGGUUCAAUCCCUUAACUUGAUGCCUUCAAUGCCUGUAGUCAAUGGUCUACCAUUGUUUCAAAAUAUACCAACAGGAGUGCAGAACACUCGGAAUGCAGUUCUUGUUGGCAACCAAACCAAAGGUACUGAUCUUUCAUCUUCACAACAGCUUACAUUUGGUAUUCCCAUCAUUUCUGGUAAUUCUGUAGGCAGGGUGUCUGCUGGUUUGGAAUCCAGUCUGAAUAAAACUGGUGCAUCUGUCUCUGGUCGAUCUGAAAAUACUGAUGGGAAUCAGGCUGGUAAUGAAGCUGUGGACCAGCUUACGAGUAGUCGGGCCACAGAUGCUAAUAAAGCCAAUGCCUCGAAUGUCCAGAGAGUGGUGUAUCUGCGAAAAGCUGAGGAAUCUUGUGCAGAUACCUCGACAAACAUUGACUCUAAUGUGCCAUACAUAGAAACAUUACCAUCAGGUCAACAGAUCAUCAGGAAUCUGAACCCUAUAGAUAUGAAAUGCAUCUCGGGUUUGUCAUUUCCGCUUCUUCCACCGGACAUAAAAAGUACAACUGCCACCAGUUCUGUUGAAUCGCAUGUCACUAAAACACAGACAGCAACGACUGACGGUCGUACUAUGAGACCAGGAAUUACGUCUGAACAUAUGCUCCCACCCCGAUUGAAUGGAGUCACUAGGAAGUAUUCUUUGCUUUAUAAUACCCAGAAGGAAGCACUUCAGAGUAUUUGCAGCAACUCUGAUACAAAAAAAGUACUGAAUCCAAAUUAUUGUUUUGGCAAAACAUCUAAUAGUCAAGUGUUUGCAUCUUCAUUCUUCAUGAGCAGCAAUAAUGGAAAUGUCCUGAUGCCAUUAACAUCCAUAGCACCAGAAUAUAAUCCCACAAAGCCCAGCACUGAAGUCAAUAAAGACACUAAUGUUGAAUUAAAUACCAGUCAUUUACAAUCGAUAAAAUGCAAGGUGACAUCUCUGGAUGUUACCGGAACAAAUUCACAAGAAAGAUCUUGUCCUGAUAUUAUGAUAAAACAAGAAAAGAUAGAUGAUACAUCAGGAUCUGUUGCAAAUAUGCUAGGAGUAGGAGUAAGGCAGGCAAAAAGUAAUGCAGAUACUAAACAAAAGAAAUAUGACCAGGCACAUGGAACACAGCAGAUGCCAUCACAGCAGCCAGCAGACCAAGAACAAAUAGAAGAUUCGUAAAGCCCGUGCCACCUCUUACUGCAUGGUAUCAAGUGUCUCAGUGCCACGAUGGUCAACAAGACACACAGAUUCAGCCAUUCCAUGUUCCUGUUCAGAAGGAUCAAACACAGAAAGAAACUUUUGCUGUGAAGAAAAGAAUAAAGCAAGCAAAUCGUUUCAUUAAUAAAAUCAAAAUGGUUAAAAGAAACCAUAGUUUAUAUCAAGUAGGUAACUUGUUUUUUUGUAGAAGUGUGGAUGGUUCAAGAACAAAACAAUCAACAAUAGUAAAUACCCAGAAGAAAGCCGCCUCUAGUGAUGGCAGUAGUAAACCCAUGGAUUGGAAGGUGAAACAUAGCAUCUUGGAUUUAGAAUCUUCUACAGCAGAAAAUGAAUAUAUCCAUCAUGAUUAUGAUCCUGGUGACAAUAAAACAAAUGUUCAAUGUUCAAUACUUAAAUAUGCUCUGGAACAAAAUGCUGAUUCUGCUGUAUUUCAAGAGGAGAUGAAUGCAUGCGAUGAUUCUAUCGAAAUAAAGAUUGAUACUGUGUUUUCCUUGAAUGAGGAGUCCGGUGCCUGCUUCCUGGCAUCCAAGUCACCCUAUCAUUAUCCAGACUCCAGUUUUUCACACGACCAAAAACUUGAUGCCUGCUUUGUUGUUCUGGAAAAAGAAUCACAUUCAAGAUUCCUUGCACUACAGAUGAAGGUGUCGCGACUGCGACCAAAGAGAGCUUGUUCUAACCGGUGUAGAGCUCAUGCCCUUCACAUGAUGUGUCGGAGGUGUUCUUUUUUACCAGUCUUCGUGCAGAGGUUAUCACAUCAUUCUCAUCAUAGAUCAGGGAUCAGGGAUUCUUCUGAUGUGUCCCUGACCACUCAUUCAGAAAUUAAUGGAUUCCCACCUUAGGUGCAAGCUCAAUCACCUCCAGUGUCAUUUCUUCAUUGUAGUACAGGGCCCAGUUCCACGAAGCGAUCUUAGCACUAAGAUCAUCUUAGUGCAUAAGGUAGCUGUGCACUUAAGGUUAUCUUAGGGCUAAGAUCACUUUGUGGAACGGGCCCAGAACUCCACAACACUGAUACAGCUCAGUACUAUUUAACUCUGUCAUUAUUGCAGUAUUUUGUCACAUACCAGUCAUUAGAUUUUGCUUUGUCAAUGUCGGUUUUAAACAGAGUUUUGUUUGUUUUUUGUUACUGGGAAGUUUCUUGCAAAUAGAAAUGACAUUUGUUAUAUUCAAUUCACUACCGAGGUAUGAAGAGCUGUAUACUAAAUUAUUCAGCAAUUUUAAGAAUAAUCAUGUAAAUGGGUUUGGGAUAGUGUAUACAAAAGCAUAUAUGCCUUGGCAUAGUUACCUGCAUAAACAUAUCCAGACUACUAGCGCAUUCUGGAGGAAAUAAAUUUGAAACAAUGAUUAUGUCCCUUACCUCAUAUCAUCAUUGACCAAUCACAUUAUGUUUAACAUUGGACAAGAAAGAAAUAUGGCUUCCCCCAUCUACAUUGAUAUAAUUGUAGAGUAUAAAAUGUUACCCAAUACCUAGGAUAACUAUAAAAAUAUGGGGAAUGUCAAGAUAAACAUCAAUGUCCAUUGUAUUUUGGUCAAAAUAUUGUGGCAUACACUGCUCGUUUCCACAGAAACAGCCAUAUUUGUUUAUAGUAGCAAAGAAAUAUGUAACAAGCUUCACAAUUGGCCCUUAAUUUCCCACGGAACCAAUAAAAUGAAGACAAUAACUAUGUCAAGUUACGAACUGCAGAAUAAAAUACAGAAUGGUAGCUUGAUUUGCGAAGAUGUUAGUUUGUAGGAUAUUGAGAGAUAUUUUUUUUUUUUUAGGGGGUGUAGGUUAUACAUGUAUGUAUGUAGUAAUAUUUUAUAAUAUAAACAAAAUUAUGGCUGAAAGCAAAAUGAGUGAUAUAUUUUUAUGAAAUGAUCAAGUUAGUGCAUUCUAAUCAUACGUCCUUGAUGGAUUAAAGUAUUAACUAUGUUGGGGUUUGUUGGAGAUGCUGUUUAGUUCUUUUUUUUUUCAUAAAAAGUAUAUUAGUGAAGCAAUGAAGAAAAUAUGGUUAUCAGUAUCAUUUUGUCACAUAUGUCUGAAAAUGUGUCACUAAACUUAUUUAACCAUAACCAAAAAAAAUAAUGCAUCCAAUCAAGUACUCAUUUACAAGUUCUUGUAUUGGUUUAUGGGCAAUUACGUUUGAACUCAUUUCAGUUUGGGUGUUGUUGUUUUUUUGCUCUCUUAAUUUUUGUUGUUGUUGAACAACAGUUUGCACCUUGUAGCUUUUCCUUCAUGCUUAUUACAUAUGGGAGAUUUUGAAUGAAAAAAUUAAGAACUGUGCAAGAAUAUACACUAUAAUUGUGGCAUUUUCUUUGGCUUUUGGGUUUUUUUAAAACUUGAUUUACUGAUCACUGAUCAUUAAAAAAAACCUAAAAGCUAAAUAAACAUAGCAUUUAGCUUUUUGAGAGUUCUCUCCAUGCUCUUCUCUCUGCAUUGCCUAAUUUAACAAAAAUAUUUGAAGGCCAAUAUAUUGUUUAAAAAGUAAUAAAACACUGACCAUACUGAUGUAAAAUUUGAUUUGUAAAUCUUUAAUAAUCUUAAAAUGGACUGUUGCCAUUGUUAAAAUUUUGCUAGCUAACAAAGAUGUUUUAAUGACUACAAUUGAAUCAUACAUAAUUUCUUCUGCAUAAAAUAUUAGUGGCUGUAUAUUAAAUGUGUUUCUGAUCGUCCCAGUGUUUGCACUAGUUCAAACUGCAAUUUAUUUCCUAAUAUAUAUAUAUAUUUUAAUACAUGCCAAAUUAUUAAGACCAAAUCCAGUUUGGACUACUUAAAAAUAUUAAGCCUACAAAAAACACACUGAAUACAUACAGACACUGAUAUUCUAAACAAGAAAUUAAAUGAUAUAAUUUUAGUGUUUUAUUAGUCGGAAACAUCUUACAAUGGCAGAGAACUCAGAAUGGACUCUUUAAUCAAAGUGCAUGUAAAUAAAUCUGCUUUAUAAAUCAUGAUUUACAAUCUGAAUCUGCUCAGUUGUAUAUUUUAUAUAUAUAAAGUGACAUUUUAUACUAAAUUAUAUAUUUAAAACUUGUGUUUUUAUGUAAGACGAGUUGUAAACUAUGAAAUUUUGGAAUGUUGAAAAUGUUUUGUAUUCAUUGUGUCUGUGGGCAAAUUCGAGUGAUUUAUUUGCUAUGGCACAUGUGGUGGUAUUAGUAAUCUAUGUGUCUAUACCCUUUUUGAAGAAAGAACAUGAUGAUUUGGCAAAUAAUUAGUGAUUUUUGUUUCCUGUCAGAUAUUUAUUACAUCACUGUACAAGUUAACUCAGGAGCAGGUGGGGGAGGUGGAUGGAGUGCACAGGCUGGACAAAUUGAACCAUCUAAUAUUUGUUAUAGUUGUACGGGGUACUACUAUUUGAAUAUUUAUGUAUCAUUUUACAUCUUUGAUUCACUUACUAGUAUUUUGUUAUUAUGUUAUAUAUGUAUUUAAAUUAAGAUACUUUUAAUAAAAAUACAAAUAACACCCUUCUCUGUUUAUUCAAGUCACUGACAAUAGUUCCGGGGAUACUUGGCUUUUUCCAUUCUGCAUAAAAUGCUUUAUGAGUUUCUGCAAACACUGAAACAACCAUGCAGAAAUACUGGAUUUGCCCACAUUUAUAAUUUAAUUAAAACGUACUAGUAAUUAACCUAAUAGUCAAAGAUAUUUCACUACUGACUAGAGCCUUUUAUAUCUACACAGAGUGCACAAAUAAAAUUAAUUUCAAUCUUCAUCAGCAAAGAGAAAAGAUACCAAACAGUAGUGGUUAUUGUUGAUCAAAGUAAACAAAUUAAAGUGUGCCUUUUAUGUUACAAAAUUGUAAAUUGCCUUUUAUAGUACUGUAGGCUACAAGCCUUUUGAUCUGCGAUUCUUAACUAUUAUUCCUUACAAAUAAGAUUGUUUCCUUCUCUCUCUUUUUUCUUUAUUCGGCAGUUAAUUAUUGAAACCUUUUUCUUUCUUUUUUUCUUUUUUCGUAAACUUUUGUUCAGAGUUUAUUUUGGGCUAAUAGACAAAAUAUUUACAACAGAAAAGAAAAUGGAGUUUUGAAAAAUAUAUAUUAUUUGGUUCAUAGGACUUAGGUGGGUGUAUUGGAUGGAUAAAAUGUCUUCUAAAACUAAGUCAAGUAAUUUUAUUCCCGUUUCCAAAAUAUCAGUAUUCUUGGUUAGCAGUGUGGGUACACAGUAUGAAUUGAUGUGUAUACUAUUUAUUAGGGUGUUAUAUAUUUUGUGUCAUGUUGUCAUAAUACAUACACAUAUUAGUAUUCAAUUAAAGAUUUUUUAAAUAUG
Molecule: messenger RNA, 6723 nt
Organism: Gigantopelta aegis
Lineage: Eukaryota; Metazoa; Mollusca; Gastropoda; Neomphalida; Peltospiridae
Exons: 2
Coding region: 244-2448 (734 amino acids)
Source: RefSeq, a predicted model, not a curated record